This is a messenger RNA of Fopius arisanus, 4273 nucleotides long. It is a transcript of the gene dos, whose product is annotated as daughter of sevenless. Gene Ontology annotation, cellular component: cytoplasm. The transcript is spliced from 4 exons. Gene Ontology annotation, biological process: signal transduction. Bases 343 to 2133 code for a protein of 596 amino acids. The record is from RefSeq and is a predicted model, not a curated record. Lineage: Eukaryota; Metazoa; Arthropoda; Insecta; Hymenoptera; Braconidae. Gene Ontology annotation, molecular function: signaling adaptor activity.
GUUACUCAUAUUUCCCCACAAUAACACCAAUUGGCACAGGCAAUUGAAGUAAAUAUGUAUACCAUUCCCUACAUGACAAAGUAGAAAAUAAACCAGUGGUUACGGGGGUAUCAUACAGUACACGUCGGAUGGUAACUCGGGUCUUGAUAUCACGCAUGACGCGGAUGAUAUUUUCAUGUUCAUCGCUGCCUGAUCAGUGAAAUAUUGAUGGAUAUCUGACAGUGACAUGCCAAAAUUGAUAAGAGUAUUGUGGUCAUGAAGAUGUUCCCGUCAUCCAGUGAGCUGUCAUGGGUCAAUGUAUGCUUGAGAUUAAUUUAUUAAGUCAUACACAAUACAAAGAGCAUGGAGGUGCUGAAAACAUCCCAGGAAAUAGUUCACGAGGGUUGGCUCAUUAAAUCACCACCUACCAAACGCUGGCGAGCGGUGUGUAUUACUCUGAGAUGGCGAAAACGAUGGUUUGCCCUGCGACACAGUGGAGAAUUGCCUGGACAGUAUUUUCUGGAGUAUUAUACUGAUCGAAGAUGCAGGAAACUCAAGGGACAUAUCGAUCUCGAUCAGUGCGAACAGGUUGAUGCUGGUUUAAGAUUUGAAAAUCGCAAACAAAAGUACCAAUACAUGUUCAAUAUUAAAACACCAAAGAGAAUUUACUACUUGGUGGCAGAAUCCGAAGCAGACAUGAACAAAUGGGUGGAUGCUGUUUGUCAAGUGUGUAGUUUAAAAGCGUACACCCAGGACGAGGAACAACAGUUAUUUCCUUUCGAGUCCCAAGAAUCACCACCAAUAUCUCCAACGAGUACAAUCUCAGGUCCAUACAUACCGAUAAGUGAGUGCAUAUCAGGAAAGAGAUUAAACGAUACGAGCUCUCUAAGUUCGGGAAUGGGUCAGGGACCAGAACAUUAUGAUGCACCUCGAAGAUUAGCCCCAUCUCCACCAAGAUCACCAACAACAGAUGCUGAGAGUGUUUUCACUGAUGAUGAGUGGACAGCACCAGUUCCGAGUGUCAACUGGGAGACAUUUCCGUCUUCCGGGGAAUCGCGACCCUCUCAAAGCUCUGGAGACGCGGAAAUUGGUUCGUGGAGUGUGAGAAAACGUUUUGGAAAAUUGAGAAUUGUUGAUUCAGCCGCUCCACCACCUGACGAGACAUUUCCAGUGCCUCCGAGACCACCCAAGCCACUUCAUAUGCUUCCAGAAAAUCCAGGACAUAAUUAUUUGAAUCUUGAUGGCUCUACUGAGAGUUCAAAACCAAAUACUCCAGCAACCCCAGGUACAUCAGCACCUACGACACCUGCCACUGCUGUUGUUACGGAUGAAACGUACGAUUUUCCACGAUCUCAUCAGCCUGGAAUGAGUGAAUCCACUGGAACUUCUGGGCGACCUUCGAGACACUGCUACAGCAAUGCUGCUCCAUCGACUGUCGAUGACAGAAUCUUUCGAUAUGAUUUCCAUGACGAUGAGCCCUCUAGUCCACACUCUGAGAGCUCUACCACUGCAACGUACUCAAAUCUUCCCAGUCCACUCAUCAGGGAUUCCUCCAGUAAUGCAGCAAGUACUGCUACUCAACCACCAGUUGUUUACAGACAAUUGAAGCCUGGUAGGAAGACGAGUGAUUCAACUUCCAUAAUUAGUAAUGAACCGUCACCAGGACCUAUUCUCAAUAUGCCGGAUAUGAGUUCAGCUGAGCAUUCACCUGCUGAACCACCUUGCAUCAAUCGAAAGUUGAAACCAGCUUCCAGCAAACCUGUUAUUGAUGGACCUCUGCAGUUGGCAUCACCUCCAGGGAGAAGCAAAUUGCGAGCAGCUCCAAGUCCAACUCCACCUUCUCAUGGACAUGGAAACAGACAUCACUCGACUUCCGACGAGGACAACAAUAUGCAAGAUGACAAGGAGGAAAUUUAUUACUACCAGGAUCACAACACUUUUAUUCCUGCGUCCAAUCGACGUUUAGUAGUACUCCAGUAUCUAGACUUGGAUCUCGGUGCAACUGAGAAUUUUGCAAAUGCGGCAUUACCACCUGCUCAGUCACCACCAAACUCAACAGUCUACAAAACUGUCGAUUUUCUGAAAACUGAGGCCUUCAAUCGCACGAGGCAGCGUGUGGAGGAAGAGCGAAAACGGACAGACGAAAUGUCCUAAACGGCUGUUUUCCUUCAUUUGUCCCUUCCUCUUCCACAAUCGCAGUAUUUUCUCCAGAGAUAAAAGAAAUGUUGAGUGCAUUGUAUUUUAAUCAAUUUUUCUGGAAACGCCUUUCUAAAUGAAUGAUGCUCUUUAUGACUUGAAAUGUCACAUUUUUACUAAAAUUGAAUAGCAAUAUUUUGUAAUGGACCAAAAACCAUAUUUUUAAGAUACGGACGUGUGAUACAGUUGGAAAAAGCAAAUGCAUUUUUGCUUCUACAAGUUUUUGGUGAGUAUUUUAUCAUGAGCAUUUUUUUCUACGUGAACUCGAAAUUUGAAUCGUAUUUGUCGAUUAUUGUGCAACGAAUUUUUGGAGAUUGUUGUACUUGGCUCUUGCAAAUGGGGAGCAGCUAAGCUUCUUCACUGAGAAAAACUAUUUUGUAAUGAAAAGUUGAAAUGUAAUGAAUCGUGUUUGACAUUUUCGUUGAUUACUAAUUUAUCUCUGAAAUAUGGAGAAAUAUCAAGGGAAGUUUAUCGCAUUAAGGGAAUAGUUAGGGUUUCGGACGUGUUUAUUGAUGCAAAUUGAUUAGAGCUUAUGCAAAAAAUGUCUAUUAAUUUUUCAUGCUAUUUUAAUAAGCAAUACAUGAUGGACAAGUCAAUUAUUUAUUAAAAAAAUGUAAAAUAUCUGUUUCGUUAAAUUCUUCAACUUUAUCAUUUGUAAAACUUAUUUUCGUACUCAACAUAAUAUGAAACAUCGACUUGUUACAUUUAACGAAUUCAGGCCUGAACUGUUCAAUCAAUUUCGCAACAUUUCCUCUGUCCCCUGCUGGGAAAUAAAAUGCAUAUAUUCAUUGAGUUUAAUUGCGUGACAGAGAAAACGAAAUAUACAAAAAAAGCAUUUUUUUUCAGGACGAUUUAAUCGCGUGACGAAUAGUAUGGCUUUUCGUCAUUCGAAUGCUGAGUUAUUAAAUUUUUAAACGCGUAAGGAAAAUUUUUAUGCCAUUAUUAUCAUGUAAAUAAAUUGAAACAGAUAUAUCUAAAUUUUUAUGUAUAUUGAACAUAUGAUUAGCAUGCGAUAUACACAUGUAUAUAGAAAAAUAUACGUUCAUAAAUUUAUGUAUAGAAUAUAUAAUUUUAUUUUUAUAAUAGCAGUUUUUGUAUUAGACCGAUGCAUUAUUGACUUUUUCGGUGUCUGAGAUUUCGAUUUCGUAUCACAUAUCGAACAAAUUGAAGAUCAUGAGAAUAUAAUUAUUCCCUUCGGAACGAGUUAAAUUGUACAUUUGACAUUUUUCUGUACAACACCCGAUCAUUGAUAGUGAAUAUAAAUUAAUUGGACCUAAUGUUGAAAAAGGUGGAGCAAAAUCAAUUGUUUAUUUUGCUUUUUUUACGGCCCCUACAUUCGUUAAUUCGCGAUAGGACUAUUUCUCUUCGAAGAGUUAAAAAAAUUGUUUUACGGUUUGUUAGUAUCUUUUUUACAAAACUGAUGUUGAAUCAUGAAAAUUUAUAAUCAAAUGUUUUAUGUGAGAAAUCUUCUACUAUGCUAUUUUCAAUCAACUACUUCUGACUUUUUAUAAUAAUUCAGGAUCGUUUACCAACUGCAACAGUUCUCUUUAUUUUGCUCAUUAGUCAUUACCAGUUAUUUCAUACGUACAGUGGACUCCCGUUAACAAUCCGGUUCCGUGAAUUUUCUUGCGUUAAACUUAAAGAUCAGGCGACAAAAUCAAAAUUUUAAAAAUCGUAUUUUUCCGUAGCUAACGAGAGUUUACUAUAGUACGACAAAUGGCAAUUCCUGCUAUAUUGAAAAUUCUUUUUAUCUGACUACAGGAUUAUGACAAAGAAUAAAAAUUGCAGGAACAACUGCAUAAAUUUCUGCAUUACUGAAUCCAUUACACAUCCGAUUAUGAACGAAUCGCUUUGAACCGCUAGUGUACCUAUAUAUCGUCAUAUUUAAUAUUAAUCACUGCAUCAAUUAUGGAUAGGAAGUAAUUGCGAAUAUUAUUACGAAAACGCAAUAAAUAGAGUAUUGGAAAUACAAUAGGUACUGACCAGUACAUAUCUGAAACAAACAAUCGUACAAAUACAAUUGAAAAUAUUCAUGCUUGUGAGAAACGUUCUAAUGUAUGAGAUUGUAUUUUAUGAAAAUCCAGCAAUGCAUUUGUUU